UCCAAUGAGUUUGUUAUGCUGCGAAAAAAGUGCAGUUGCCUUAGUUUUGCAGCAGAAGCAGCAGAGUUGAGUUGGUAUGUUCACGGAAAAGCCCCGACAAGUGCAGCUACUUCCGCCUUUAGCCGCCUCUCAUCACACAGAAAAAUGACGGCAACCUUGCGUCCAUAUCUCAAUGCGGUUCGUGCUACUCUGCAGGCCGCCCUCUGCCUGGAGAGUUUCUCCUCGCAGGUGGUGGAGAGACACAACAAGCCAGAGGUGGAAGUACGGAGCAGUAAAGAGCUGCUCCUCCAGCCUGUGAUCAUCAGCCGUAACGACAAGGAGAAAGUUCUGAUCGAGGGAUCCAUCAACUCUGUCAGAGUCAGCAUCGCUGUCAAGCAGGCAGAUGAGAUUGAGAAGAUCCUAUGCCAUAAAUUCAUGCGUUUCAUGAUGAUGAGAGCAGAGAACUUCUUCAUCCUGAGGAGGAAACCAGUGGAGGGCUAUGACAUCAGUUUUCUCAUCACCAACUUCCACACAGAGCAGAUGUACAAACAUAAACUGGUGGACUUUGUCAUUCAUUUCAUGGAGGAAAUUGACAAGGAGAUCAGUGAAAUGAAGCUGUCUGUCAACGCCAGAGCUCGUAUUGUCGCUGAGGAGUUCCUCAAAAAUUUCUGAGAGAGAGAAUCCACAGGAAUACAUUCCUUGCAAUUCUGGCUGUCACUGUGGAGUGUCCACAUCACGGCAGAGAGGUGACAAAAUACGAUCAGCCAAGAGAAGUGGAGAAACAUUAGAAUGUGCAGUAAAGAUGUGCAGGCCAAUGAGGCUUUGCCCUUUCACCUUUAAAAUGCCCCUUUGCUCAAAAAUAUUGAUGUUUGUACAUAAUCAAUACUUACUGCCUUUAGAACAUAAGUCAGGGCAGGUCCUUAAAAAAGACAUGUGUAAUCAAUAUUUGUGAGCACAGGGUAAUAUGGAAUUUUAAAAUAAUUUAAAUGUUUGUUUUUUUAAAAAUAUAUAUAAAUAUAUUAUGUGCACAAAUUUUUAUUUAGCUGUUUUGUCAUGACAGACAUUAAACUAUGAGGGCAAUCAAUUGGCACAUCUUUCUUGUCACAAGUACACAGAGUAAACCCUAUUGUAAAUGGAAAUAAUUAAAAUAAAUAUACUUGCUGGCAGUGAAGAUAAAUAAAAACAUUAUCCUUUGUA
Messenger RNA from Micropterus dolomieu (smallmouth bass), 1176 nucleotides. It is a transcript of the gene arpc4, whose product is annotated as actin related protein 2/3 complex, subunit 4. The record is from RefSeq and is a predicted model, not a curated record. Gene Ontology annotation, molecular function: actin filament binding. Gene Ontology annotation, cellular component: Arp2/3 protein complex; actin cytoskeleton. Gene Ontology annotation, biological process: Arp2/3 complex-mediated actin nucleation; actin filament polymerization. NCBI's taxonomy places the organism in Eukaryota, Metazoa, Chordata, Actinopteri, Centrarchiformes, Centrarchidae. Bases 16 to 651 code for a protein of 211 amino acids. The transcript is spliced from 7 exons.